AUGGAUGAGUAUUGGGCGCUUCCAAUGCUUCACGAAUCGGAAGAUCCAUUGAAUCCGAAUGUGAUAUUCGUCGUCGAAGGCGUCCAAUUGAUGUUUUGGUGUAUUACGGUGCCAUUUUACACAAUUCUCGUCGUGUUUCUCGUCGACGCUCAAAAACGACGACACGCCGGAUUGAAUACGCCGUUUUUCAAAUUGUGCAUCAGCACAGCAAUUAUUGAUUUGGUAACAAUGAUGAACAAUUAUUUUGGAGCAAUGUUCCCCAAAUGGGGUUAUUUCGUGCUGUUUUACGUUCGCGCCGGCCGAAUUUAUGGUCAUACUUAUAUGUAUCUCGCAUGGGUUUCAGUGGGAUGCCAGGCGAUGUGCGUCUCAGUUCUCGCUGCCAAUCGAUUUUCAGCUAUUGUAUUUCCAAGGCAGUAUCCAAAUAUGUUCUGGUAUCGGCGUAUAUGGAUUCCAAUAGCCAUUCAAUAUGUGCCAGGAAGCCUUCUCGGCAUUUUGACGUUCUUCAAUCCGGUCCGCCUCACGCGAAACUCGCUGAACGGAAUUGUGCCCAAAUUCACCGUAUUAUCACUGACUAAUUUAUUUUAUGCGAUCGGCGCUGCCGUCAUCACCCUAAACUGCCUAUUCCUAUUCGUCAUUUAUUUGUAUUUAUUCAAGAGUUUGAGAGCAAGAAAGAAAAAGCAGAUUUUUUCGGCGCAAUUAUUUGCAAGAAAUACAACGUCGAAAGGUGAUACCAAUUUAUUGGUUAUGUGUUCCAUAAUUGUGGGGGUCCAACUAAUUAUCUUAUUAAUUACCAUAUACAGUUUGUCGCCACUUUAUACGCUAUCUACCGAUCAAUAUUAUUUAAUUCAUAAUUUGUUGAGUGAUAUUUAUUCUGGAAUCAAUCCAUAUUUGUUAUGUGUCUUCUCGCCAACUCUGAGAAAAUAUAUCCUAUUGCGAAUUGGAAAACGAACGAAGACAACCUUUGUGGUGGCUGUUUCGGUGGCGGUCUACUAG
Molecule: messenger RNA, 993 nt
Organism: Caenorhabditis bovis
Lineage: Eukaryota; Metazoa; Nematoda; Chromadorea; Rhabditida; Rhabditidae
Source: the annotation of a GenBank genome assembly